Messenger RNA from Vidua macroura (Pin-tailed whydah), 924 nucleotides. Its product is annotated as NAD(P)(+)--arginine ADP-ribosyltransferase 2-like. Gene Ontology annotation, molecular function: NAD+ poly-ADP-ribosyltransferase activity; NAD+-protein-arginine ADP-ribosyltransferase activity. The record is from RefSeq and is a predicted model, not a curated record. Lineage: Eukaryota; Metazoa; Chordata; Aves; Passeriformes; Viduidae.
AUGACGGUUUCACAGGGGAUGUGGGUGUCCCCUCAGUUUGCCAGUGUGUCCCCCCAGUGUCUCACGCUGCUCCCCGUGGCCUCUCCCCUCUCUGGAUCCCUGGUUUGGACCCUGGCACUGCUGGCCAUGACCGUGGCCACCGCAGCCAUCAAGGUGGUGCCCCUGGACAUGGCCCGGGACUCCUUCGAUGACCAGUACCCCGGCUGCCGACGCGCCAUGACCGAGUUGUUGCCGGCCCUCAACCGCGUUGAGUUCCAGCAGAACCCUCGGUUCGCCUGGGUCUGGGUGAAGGCCGCGGCCAAGUGGUGGAGGCGGGGGCCCCCGGUGACCCCUCUGUCCCCAGAGCAGGCCAUCGCCCUCAUGACCUACACCAUGAAGGACAUUCACAAGGAGUUCAACGACGCCGUGCGCGUGGCCGGGCGCUCCCGGCGGGAAUACCGGGACAACUUCCACUUCAAAACGCUGCAUUUCCUGCUGACCGACGCCCUGGCGACGCUGAGGGACGCUCGGGGACCGCGGUGUCACUACGUGUACCGGGGCGUGCGCGGGGUCCGGUUCGAGGCGCGGCGCGGCGACACCGUCCGCUUCGGUCGAUUCACGUCGACGUCGCCGCGCAAACAGAUCGCUCAGCAAUUUGGGACAGACACGACGUUCCAGGUGCAGACGUGUCAGGGCGUGGACAUCCGGGAGUUCUCCUCCAAUCCUAGUGAGGAGGAGGUGCUGAUCCCGCCCUUCGAGACCUUUGAGGUCACCAGUGUCACCCAGGAAGGGGACAGGGCGUUGAUCCAGCUGCGCUCCAGCGGGACCUUCAGCAGAUACAGCUGCGAGUGGCUGCGAGGUGGGAGCAUCCCCAGCACCCCCUCCCACCUCAGAGGGCUCCUCCUGGCCACUACAGCCCUGGCAGUGGCCACCAGGAUCAUCUGA